Messenger RNA from Neopelma chrysocephalum (saffron-crested tyrant-manakin), 1624 nucleotides. RefSeq lists its product as uncharacterized. Gene Ontology annotation, cellular component: cytoplasm. The annotation marks the transcript as partial. The transcript has 10 exons. The record is from RefSeq and is a predicted model, not a curated record. NCBI's taxonomy places the organism in Eukaryota, Metazoa, Chordata, Aves, Passeriformes, Pipridae.
GCAGGUGCCCUCCAGACCAGACUGUGGGAUGGCGGGAAGACACCUGAGCCUGCUCAGGCCCUUUCGGAUGAAGAAGAGGAAGAAGAAGAAGAAGGAAGGUCCUGAGGCUGCCCCUGCACAGCAGCCUGAGAAGAUGGAGCAGUUGCAUCCCCUGCAGGAGGAUCCAGGCCGGGACCGGACACAGGAGCAGGACCGUGGCCGUGGUCGCUUCCGCAGAUCUGAUCAGGCCUUUCUGAAAUUCGUGGGCAUUCAGCGUAGAAAGACCAGGACCUCACCAACUGAGGUCAUGGCACAGCCUGACACCAGGCUGACCAAGCUGAUGGCAAAGUCUGAUGUCGGCACUGCACCAACUGAUCGCACAACGAAGUCCGACCCCGUGUUGAAUGAUCACACAAGAAACUCUGACACCACACCGAUUGAUCAGAGAAUGGAGUUUGACACUUCUUUGACUGAUGAUACAACAGACACUUACAGCCCAUCGGUUGAUCGCAUGGCAGUCUCUGACAUGACCGAUGAUCUGACAAACUCUGACACUGCACUGCCUGAUCUCACUGCGGAGGCCGAAGCUGCAACAACUGAAGGCAUCACAGACACUGACCCUACACCCAGUGACAGAAUGAUUGAUUCUCCCAACUGGGAUUUUUUUGAGGAGAAUGGUGUCUCCAGCUCAAAGCAAGUGCCCUCAAGGCCCGACUGUGGGAUGGCAGAGAGAAGCCUAAGCCUGUGCGGGAGGAAGAAGGAGGGCCCUGGGGCUGCUCCAGUACAGCAGCCUAAAGAGGUGCAGCAGUCCCAGCCUCUGCAGGAGGAUCCAGGCCGAGAUAGGACAGAAGAGCAGGACCGUGCCCGUGGCUGCUGGCGCUUUAUAGGCCAGAUGUUUAGGGACUUCAGAGGCACGGCGAAGGCUGAUGUCAGCAUCAGGCCAACUGAGCGCAUGGCAAACACUGACAGCACACCCACUCAGAGUCUGGCUGAUGCUCCUGGUCUAGACUCUUCUGAGGAGAGAGUUGUCUCUGCAAAAGUGCAGGCCUUCAUGAAGAACAUGCAUCAGAGACUCACAGCCAACACGUUCCCAGAGAACAGACUGUUCAUGGACAUACUGAGGCUGACUGAUACAUACCCCGCUGAUGUCGCAUUGACCCUCCUGCGCUGUUCCCCAUCAUGUGACAGAGCUGCUGCUAUCAUGUGGAGGACCAUAGCCUUGUCUGAAACAACAGUGGUGAGGGUGCUGCCAACACUGCUCUCUGUGAUGGAGGACUGGCCACAGCACAGCGUGUCCACCUCCAAUGAGGACAACAAGGACAUCUUUGCCCUGGCUGCAACCAGAGUGGUUUGGGAAAUUCUCCAGAUGAUCCAGUGCCCAGAGCCAUUGAUGGAACAUUCCCCCCGUCUCCUUGUGGAUCUGCUCUUCCAAGUCUUCAUCAGCACAGAGCAGAUGCCAGAAGAGGUUGACACCUUCUGGAGGAGAUGCUGGGAGGAACACCGCCUUGCCAGGAACCCCAACAGGUUUGCAGUGCUGACUAUGAAGACCCUGCUCUGCCGUCUGCAGUUUGAAAAUAUUGUGAUGGCAAUGGAACGGAAGCAUGGUUGGGACACACUCCUCAACUCUGACACCCACCACUAUGCA